This is a messenger RNA of Letharia columbiana, 2514 nucleotides long. RefSeq lists its product as uncharacterized. Gene Ontology annotation, molecular function: nucleic acid binding. The transcript is spliced from 3 exons. The coding region runs from base 1 to 2514 and encodes 837 amino acids. The record is from RefSeq and is a predicted model, not a curated record. Lineage: Eukaryota; Fungi; Ascomycota; Lecanoromycetes; Lecanorales; Parmeliaceae.
AUGAUGGGAAGGGGUAGAGGGGGCGUGCGAGGCAAGGGUGGAGGUGGGCCUUCACCAAACAAAGCAGGUGCUCGCGGUGGUUUACGUGCUUCCUUCGGGGCCUCUACGAAUAACAGUGACCUUGAUACAAAGCAAAGCAAUGGAUUCACUCAAUCACAUUUUUCUUUGAGUGAAGAAGCUCGUAACACAGAACGUCAUCAUUCGUGGAAUUCAGAUUUGAAACUCCGGCAUUCUCGCGUUCCCUUCAUCAGUGCAGGCACUUCUACUGUCGAGGACCUGAAUCCUGUUAUCCAGAAAAGCAAAAACAGUGGUGAAGUCACAGAGAGCUCCUUUCAAGAAACGAGCAGAGCACCUGCCAAGGCUUCCGAGAACCAAUCCACAACAUACGUUGUGGCGCCUGACGGACAAAUGUCAAAAAUGACAUUGAGAGACCUGAAAUCUGCCACCGCCGCUCAGGCCAAGUCAGACGGGAUCGACUCGAUGUCCAAGCGAAGCAGCGUUCAACUGGGUCUUAAAAAUGCGGAAGCGAGCAAGGAAGUCUUCUUCACCGAUCUUAAAGGCGCAGAUGAGCCGGUGCAUACAGGUCUCGGGCCACCCAUAAUAAGACGUUCGUCAUCCCCUUCGGGCUCCGAUUCGAGUGGGGAAAUUAUUAUCUUUGCUGGUAGACGGCACUCAUGCAAGAAAGACGACCAGAAGCAUACCUCAGACGCCCGAUCGAGACGCUUGAACGGACAGGGAAUCCAAGAUAUGUCAAGCCCCUCUGGACACCGUAGCUUCAUGGCCACCGUGGUAGACGACCCCAUAAACGUUAGAACUGAAAGAACCCAAAGCGCUCCGAAACAGACACCACCAACCUUCUCACUGUCCGAAUCUGAGAGGGCAUCAGGUCAUCUCGAUGGCAAUUCGGGGGUUACUGCGAUCAAAUCUGGGCGAGGAAGACGCGGGAGACACUCAAGGAAAGAAAGAAAAGACGAAGGGAUAUUAGAUGAUUACGUAGCAAAUCUACGCGACGGAGGUGAUUUGGAGGCUUUUGUUGAGAGUCCCAUGCUCAACCAACGCGAUCUUGGUGGUCCUUAUACUGCCGUAUUGCAGGACGAAGUGGAAUCUCUCACAACGGGGCGCGUGGAAAGGAAGACCUUGGCGAACACCGAGGAAUGGGACAGCGCAGACUUAGACGAUUUCGAUGAGUUGAGCACAUCGAAUGAGACUCCAGAUAGCAUAGAGCAGGUUCUUUCGAAGCGUGAGAGACCGUCUGGAGUGCAAUACCUCGUAAUCCGGGCAGGGUACACUGUUGAUGGCGCUCGCUGGUUUCCUAUUAGCUCACUCAACAUUCCUGGCGCCGAAGCAUUGAUUGCAGAAUUCGAGGACAAGGCAGAGUUGGAUCGCCUGCUUAACGGUAGCGAUGUGUCCGAUGCAAGUCUCACUUUAGACGAGCAAGUGGCACAAGACUUGCAGGAGGAUUUGGAUGACCAAGAAGACGAAAAGGAUCUUGAAAAUAGGAGGAAGGAAAGAAUGACGGACGCGCAAACAGCACCGUUAUUGUCAGAGCAAGAGGAGCUCGGGCUGGGACCUAAUGAUCUGAUAUUUUGCCACGAAGGUGAUGUUGGGACAGACAGCGAAGAGGAAUUACAACUCGACGGGCUGUGGGAACGAGCAGUGACUCAUCGAGCGCCUUCCAAGUCGAAGAGAACAAAGCGGUCUCGGUCUACUUUCCCUUCUGCAACAGCAUUCGCUGAUAUUCUUGACCAAGAUCCUUAUAAUGGCUUUGAUGUCAUGGAUCAACAGAGGCCAAGCCUGCGCAAAAGACCUAAGGGUCGGCGCGGAAAGCUUUCCAUGGAGCUGUCUGACUCAGAGCUUGAGCAGUCGAUACAAACAGCUUGGGAGAAGGAUCGGACUAAAAAGAAGUUGCGGAAGCAGGAGCGUGAAGAGCUUCGGGCGCAAGGACUCUUGGGCAAGAAAAACAAAAUUGAUUUGAGGGCCAAGUACUCUGAGGGUAUAUCAAUGACCGAGGUGAAGAAGGAGAUUAGGGAUUUCCUUCAAUCAUCAAUGGAAAGUCUACCGCUUCCACCAAUGGCUCAGGGAGAUCGCAAAAUGGUGCAUGAGAUUGCCAAUGCCUUCAAAUUAAAGUCCAAAUCGAUCGGCGGUGGUAAAUCUCGAUUUCCUGUUCUCUACAGGACUUCUCGAACGAUCCAGUACAAUGACGAGACUUUGAAGGCCGCGGAAUCUGUACUGUCUUCGGGGCGCUUCUUUCCGCGCAUGGACGGAGCAAGAAAGAAGGGUGCGCUGGCAGGCAGGGGCCGCCGUGGUGGAGCUGCCAGUGCUAGUGUUUCCUACCGAGACGGUGAGGUCGUUGGGGCCGCGGCUCCCGAAAUCGGCCAGGAAAACAGAGGGAGGACGAUGCUGGAGAGGAUGGGCUGGAGUACCGGCACAGCACUCGGUGCUUUGAACAAUAACAGAGGUCUUGUGCAGCCCGUAGCGCAAGUGGUAAAGACUAGCAGGUCAGGUUUGGGCUAA